UGUGUGUGUAUGACUGAGCGACUGUGUGUGGGAGGAGGCGUGAGAGUCGGUUCGGUGGCGGUGUGGAGAGAUGGAAGCGGAUGCAGAUAAGACUCGCUCUCACUGUCCCCAAGACUAAGACGCAGAAUAUACGUCUCCUCUCGGAUACUUCCCUGCUUUUUACAUUUUCCUGCCAAUGUACUAUGAUUUCCGUCGUGCUCGCGGGCACCACCCCUCCAAACGCACCCGUCCAUCUCUGAGCUGUCAAUCAUAUCACGCCGGGAUUUCUACAUGUGAGUGCAUGGCGCGCCGGGCAGGGCGGAUCUGCUCACGGGGUGAAAAAACGCCGGUUAAUAUGGAUGAAAGGUCAACCAUCAUCUCUUCAUUUCAAUCACUCUGAUUAGCGACACUGUCCUAUAGCGUUGCCCAGACGACAGAGUAGGGAAGAUGAUGUGCGAGGUGAUGCCGACUAUCAGCGAGGGAGACUCGGGUGGUCCUCCCAGAGGCACCGGCGGCGUCCCGAACGGCUCGGACCAGGAGGCCAACUUCGAGCAGCUGAUGGUCAACAUGCUGGACGAGAGAGACAAGCUGCUGGAGUCCCUCAGGGAGACUCAGGAGACCCUCAUUCAGUCUCAGACUAAGCUGCAGGGGGCGCUGCACGAGAGGGACGUGCUCCAGCGGCAGAUCAACGCCGCGCUGCCUCAGGAGUUUGCCACCCUGACGAAGGAGCUGAACAUAUGCCGGGAGCAGCUGCUGGAGAAAGAGGAGGAAAUAUCUGAGCUGAAAGCUGAAAGGAACAACACCAGGCUGCUGUUGGAGCACCUGGAGUGUCUGGUGUCUCGUCACGAACGCAGUCUGAGGAUGACAGUGGUGAAGAGACAGGCACCCCCACCAUCUGGAGUCUCUAGCGAGGUGGAGGUCCUCAAAGCCCUGAAGUCGCUGUUUGAACACCACAAGGCUCUGGAUGAAAAGGUACGUGAGAGGCUUCGGGUGGCUCUGGAGAGGGUGGCCACCCUAGAGGGACAGCUAGCAACUACCACACAAGAGUUGAACACUGUGAGACAAAGGAAGGACGGUGACUCAGUGGAGCGAACAGAUGGAUCCAAACCUACAUGGAAGAGACUGCCCAACGGCUCCAUAGACGCCCACGAUGAUGGCAGCCGGGCGUCUGAGCUUCAGGAGCUGCUGGAUCGGACCAAUAAGGAGCUGGCCCAGAGCCGUGAGCACUCUACCACUCUCAACGCCCGCUUGGCCGAGCUCGAGGCCGAGCUCGCAAAUGCACGCCGAGAACUGAGCCGCAGCGAGGAGCUGUCAAUCAAACAACAGAGGGAACAGAGAGAGAGAGAGGAUAUGGAGGAGAGGAUAACAACGUUAGAGAAACGCUACCUGGCUGCUCAGCGGGAGACCACACACAUCCACGACCUCAACGACAAACUGGAGAAUGAACUGGCCACCAAGGACUCACUGCACCGACAGAGCGAGGAGAAGGUGCGCCAACUGCAGGAGAUGCUGGAGAUGGCAGAGCAGAGGCUGGCUCAGACCAUGAGGAAGGCUGAGACACUGCCAGAGGUGGAAGCUGAACUGGCACAGAGAGUGGCAGCACUUUCCAAGGCUGAGGAGCGCCAUGGCAAUGUGGAAGAGCGACUCAGACAGCUGGAGUCACAACUGGAGGAGAAAAACCAAGAGCUAGGAAGGGCUCGUCAGAGAGAGAAAAUGAAUGAGGAGCACAACAAGCGUUUGUCUGACACCGUGGAUCGUCUGCUCACUGAGUCCAAUGAAAGACUGCAGCUUCAUUUGAAAGAACGCAUGGCUGCCCUGGAGGACAAGAACUCCCUUAUUCAGGACCUCGAGAACUGCCAGAAACAGCUUGAAGAGUUCCACCACACCAGGGAACGGCUGAUCGGAGAGAUUGAGAAGUUGAGAAAUGAGAUUGACCAUUUGAAACGCCGCAGCGGGGCGUUUGGGGAUGGAACUCACUCUCGGUCUCACCUGGGUAGCUCCAGCGACCUUUGCUUCUCCGUGGUAGAAGGCCAAGAUGGCCACUACAGCACAACUGUGAUCAGGCGGGCACAGAAGGGCAGACUGUCGGCACUACGAGACGACCCAAACAAGGUGUGCGCUGUAUUUGAACAGGACUACCCAUCUCUGCGUGGGAGCGUCAGCCACCUCCUCGGCAGCGAUAUCGAGGCAGAGUCGGACCUGGACGAUGACGUUAGCUCGGCCCUGCUUUCCCCCAGCGGCCAAUCAGACGCUCAGACUCUCGCGCUCAUGCUGCAGGAGCAGCUUGAUGCUAUCAAUGAAGAGAUAAGGAUGAUCCAGGUGGAGAGGGAGUCAGCAGACCUCCGCUCGGACGAGAUUGAGUCUCGCGUGAACAGCGGCAGCAUGGACGGACUCAACGUGACGCUUCGACCCCGGGCCCUGCCCACUUCCGCAACUGCCCAGUCCCUGGCAUCAUCCUGCUCCCCGCCCACCAGUGGCCACUCCACACCCAAACACCACUCACGCAACGCCAGCCACCAUCUAGGCAUCAUGACUCUGCCAAGCGACUUGAGGAAACACCGAAGGAAAGUAGCAUCUCCAGUCGAAGUGGACAAAGCUACUAUCAAGUGUGAGACAUCGCCGCCCUCGUCCCCCCGCAGUUUACGGCUGGAAACCAAUUUCGCCCAGUUUACAGGCAGUCUAGAGGAUGGCCGAGGCAAGCAGAAGAAAGGCAUCAAGUCAUCUAUUGGUCGAUUGUUUGGGAAGAAGGAGAAGGGUCGAAUGGAGCAGACUGUAGGCAGGGAUGGACAGCCUCUACCAGCCUUAUCCGACUUUGAGAUGGGCAUCGGUGACACUAUGACUCUGGGAAAACUGGGUACACAGGCUGAGAGGGACCGCAGGAUGAAGAAAAAACACGAGCUUCUGGAAGAUGCCAGGAAAAGAGGCCUGGCAUUUGCCCAGUGGGACGGCCCUACUGUCGUCUCCUGGCUAGAGCUGUGGGUGGGUAUGCCAGCGUGGUAUGUGGCAGCUUGUCGUGCCAAUGUGAAGAGUGGAGCCAUCAUGUCAGCUCUGUCAGACACAGAGAUCCAGCGGGAGAUUGGCAUCAGCAACCCUCUGCACCGACUCAAACUCCGCUUGGCCAUCCAGGAGAUGGUCUCCCUCACCAGUCCGUCUGCACCACUUACCUCCAGAACGUCCUCCGGAAAUGUGUGGGUGACUCAUGAAGAGAUGGAGAACCUGGCUUCCUCCACUAAAGCGGAGAAUGAGGAGGGCAGCUGGGCACAGUCAUGGUCCAUCCACACAGGUGUUUUCACUUCAGGACUUCCAGACUGUACUCUGGCGUAUGGCGACAUGAAUCAUGAGUGGAUAGGGAACGAGUGGCUGCCCAGCCUCGGCCUGCCUCAGUACCGUUCAUACUUCAUGGAGUGUCUGGUGGAUGCACGCAUGCUGGACCACCUGACCAAGAAGGACCUGAGGAGCCACCUCAAGAUGGUGGACAGCUUCCAUAGGGCUAGUCUGCAGUAUGGGAUUAUGUGCUUGAAGAGACUCAAUUAUGACAGGAAAGACCUGGAGCGCCGGAGAGAGGACAGCCAACACGACAUGAAAGAUGUGUUGGUGUGGACCAACGAGCAGGUGAUCCACUGGGUCCUGUCCAUUGGUUUGAGGGAGUAUAGCGGCAACCUGUUGGAGAGCGGCGUCCAUGGAUCGCUCAUCGCACUGGACGAGACCUUCGACUACAGCAGCCUAGCACUCAUCCUGCAGAUCCCUAUGCAGAACACACAGGCACGGCAGGUUCUGGAGAGGGAGUUCAACAACCUGUUAGCCUUGGGGACCGACCGCCGACUAGAGGAGAGUGGGGAUGACAAGUCUUUUCGACGCUCUCCAUCGUGGCGCAAGAGGUUUCGGGCACGUGAGGGAGGGGCUGGGCUGGGCAUGAUGGCGGGCUCCAUGGAAACGCUGCCUGCUGGCUUCCGCAUGCCCUCCAUGUCCAUGCCGCCCUCUGUGAAUUUAAUGCCCAAGAAACAGCUCCAGCCUGAAGUGCAUUUUCAUUACCUAUACGGACACAUGCUUGCGGCCUUUUGAGAGUGAUAUGCCAAAUCUGGAGAGGGAGUCCUGGGUGCCACUGGGGGGAGAGGGGUCUUCACCCCUUUGCUGCCCAGCCUCACCUCCCACCUUUCAUCUCUCACCUCUCCUUCGGAUACGUGCAAUACAGAGGCCAACUCUGACCUUUGAACUCUGAGAGUGCUCAUUGGCUGCGCUCGCUGCUGUAAAGGAGACUCAUCCCUGUCUCUCCCAGUUUACCCCAGUGCUCCCAGUAGCCUUGUUGUUGUGGUGUUGUGCUCCUGCUCCCCUGGUCUCAGCUGUGGGUUCUUGUCCUGGUUCUAGUCUCUCAACAUGGCCAAGUCCAAACCAAUCCUCCUGUGUCAUCCCGUCCUACACAGAACACAGAAGUUGGUUAGUGUUAGUGUAAAAAAGAUUUAAAGGGAUGGUGGCAAGUCAUUGAUUUGGACUUGAGAAUGAUGAAUACUUGUAUAAAUGGCAGAUCCCACUGCACAUUGCCCCUCUACCGGUUAUGCAAGGUAUUACUCAUUUAUCGUCUCUGUACAUAAAAUGGAUGACUUAUGUUUUUUAUAGAAAUAUAUAUAUAUAUAUAUAUAUAUAUAUAUAUAUAUAUAUAUAUAUAGGAAAUAUAUAUGGAAAAUAAUAUAAUAUCAUUGCUGUAUGAAACCCAAUGCCCUGUAUUCGAUAGUGACUGUUCUCUCUUUCUCUUUCUUUCUCUUUCUCUCCGUGUCGGACCUUUGUGUGUCUUUUGCCGUAUGCUGUAAGUGUGUGAAUCGUUAGUGGGAGGGUCUCACUAAGAAGGGGGUGUGUUUCUACAAGGACUCUUCACAGGUUCAUGGGUCCAAUUUCAGACUUCUCUCUUUGCCUCUUCUCCUGCUCUUUCCUUUUCCCUCCUCCUCCUCUUUUGACACUAUGUAGCUGUUACCUCUCCUCUUCGCCUCUCUCGCCUUCAGUAUGACACUAUGUAGCCUAGAAUAGAGAGAAUCCUUUAAUAUGAAGAGUGAGUGAGUGUGUGUCUGUGUGUGUGUGUGUGUGAGUCAGCAAGAGACUUGUAGAGAAGCUGUGUAUGAAAGGCCGACCCCAGCCGUGUGACCAUGACUUUUCUCUGUGGGUGGGUAGUGUGAACACUGUAGCUCCUCUCUGUUGAUUCCUUACUUUUUCUCAAAUCAAACUGUAAACUGCUGCUCAACAUCAGCCAAUGAUAUACACGUAAAACUGCUCAAAGUGACAGACUCGUCUAAUCUUGCUCCGUCACCUCCCAUUUAGUUGCCAUGGAGACGUGCCAGUGAGCAGUCAGUACUCUUGGCUGACCAACUCCUCAUCCAAUGAGAACACAGCAUAUGAACCAGUGAAGUGCUGGAUGGGUGUACAAUCUUUUUAUUUUAUUUUACAGUUUUUCCAAGGUGUCUAAAAGAUGUAAUGUGCUAUGUGGCAGCUAUGAGUACUGUGUCUUUAUUCCAGGUGUGAAACAAUGCUGACAAAUCAAGAUUUUAUUAUUUGGCUAUUUAAAAAAGUGAACUGUAUUUAUGACACUAUAUAGACAUAAGUAAAGCUGUUUUUUAAAGA
Siniperca chuatsi (mandarin fish) is the source of this 5586-nucleotide messenger RNA. RefSeq names its product PTPRF interacting protein alpha 4 (gene ppfia4). Gene Ontology annotation, cellular component: presynaptic active zone. The record is from RefSeq and is a predicted model, not a curated record. Bases 427 to 4041 code for a protein of 1204 amino acids. Gene Ontology annotation, molecular function: protein binding. The transcript has 31 exons. Lineage: Eukaryota; Metazoa; Chordata; Actinopteri; Centrarchiformes; Sinipercidae. Gene Ontology annotation, biological process: synapse organization.